AUGGCUACUCGAAAGGAGAGAGCUGUGAGCAUUUUCCAAGUCAUUCUAAACGAGUUCUACCGUUGGGCCAGUCUGAAGGCGGAAUCAUCUGAGAGAAGACGUUACUUCUGCCGGAUCUACGACUACAUCGAGUAUCGGGUGAGCUGCUACACGGAACAACUGCCUGUUACCGUACCACUGCCGAUGGACCCCGCCAGAUUUCAUCUCCGGACUAUUGUACUCAUGAGAGCACACGUCAACAAACGGUCAUCACAGCCAAAUUUUGCGGACCAGAGGGACGAUCAUAUGAAUUGCGAAUGGAUUCUGCGUGGAGUGUGGCAUGAGAUUUUCGAUGAGUACAUGGAGACACAGAAAGAUACAUCGUAG
Messenger RNA from Caenorhabditis sp. 36 PRJEB53466, 366 nucleotides. Lineage: Eukaryota; Metazoa; Nematoda; Chromadorea; Rhabditida; Rhabditidae. The record is from the annotation of a GenBank genome assembly.